AUGCCCACCAGCAUGCCAGGAGCAGCCAUGCUGCGCCAGGCCUUCCAACGGUUCAGCAUCACCACCUCUCCGUCCACCGCCUCCUCUACCUCCUGCACUACCUCCUCCUCGGCCGCUGCCUCUCGGCGGCUGACUCGCACAUUCUCGGCCAGACCUGCCAUGGCAUCCUCAUCAAUACGGCCAGCCAUCGCGGCCCGCACACCCUCCUCCUUUCUCCAGCACCACAUGCGCCGCCCCUUCUCGGCCACCGCCGCCGUGCAGGGCACCUGGCUCGAGCCCCAGCUCGACCGCCGGAAGCGCAUGAUGAAGGGCCGCCCGCGUGUAGCCACGGGCGGCUCUGCCAAGGGCACGACGGUCGUGUGGGGUGACUACGGCCUGCGCAUGUACGACCACCACCGGCGCAUCAGCGCCAAGCAGCUCAAGGUCGCAGAGGACACGAUCAAGCAGCGUUUGCGUGGCCAGAAAUACCGCCUGUACAAGCGGGUGAACUGCAAUGUUGGCGUGUUCGUCAGUGGCAACGAGAUGAGAAUGGGUAAGGGUAAGGGUUCAUUUGACCACUGGGCGGCACGCGUGGCGGUUAAUCGUGUUGUUUUUGAGCUGCGCGGCGCCAUCCACGAACAGGUCGCGCGCGAUGCGUUCCGUCUGGCGGGCAACAAGCUGCCGGGCCAGUACGAGUUUGUGAAGAAGGGUGAUGCACCGGUGGUGGGAAUUACGAAGAUGGAAAACGGCCUGACGCUGGAGGACCUGAAGCGGCCGUGGAAAGCCGCGGCGGAUGUGCCGGCCGUGGAGGAGGCCAGCAGCGGUCCGGCCGCAAGUGCGCCGCCAGCAUAA
Messenger RNA from Sporothrix brasiliensis 5110, 831 nucleotides. Its product is annotated as 60S ribosomal protein L16, mitochondrial precursor. The record is from RefSeq and is a predicted model, not a curated record. NCBI's taxonomy places the organism in Eukaryota, Fungi, Ascomycota, Sordariomycetes, Ophiostomatales, Ophiostomataceae. The coding region runs from base 1 to 831 and encodes 276 amino acids. Gene Ontology annotation, cellular component: mitochondrial large ribosomal subunit; ribosome. The transcript has 2 exons. Gene Ontology annotation, biological process: mitochondrial translation. Gene Ontology annotation, molecular function: rRNA binding; structural constituent of ribosome.